UCUUGUCUCUUGCUACAUGUCUCAGCCCUGGACCCCUGCUCUGCCUACAUCAGCCUGAACGAGCCCUGGAGGAACACAGAGCAUCAGAUAAAUGGUUCCCACGGCCAGCCAACGUGCGACAGUCAAAUUGACGGGGAGUGGUAUCGCUUCACUGGCAUGGCUGGCGAUGCCAUGCCUACCUUCUGCAUACUAGAGAACCACUGUGGCACCCAUGCUCCCAUCUGGCUGAAUGGCAGCCACCCGCAAGAGUCAGAUGGCAUCGUCCCACGGCAGGCCUGUGCCAGCUUCAACGGGAACUGCUGCCUUUGGAAUACCACGAUUGACGUCAAGGCGUGUCCGGGCGGAUACUACGUGUAUCACUUAACCAAGCCUAGCGUUUGUUUCCAUGCGUACUGUGGGCAUUUUUAUGACAUCUGUGAUGUGGUGGAUUGCCAGGACUCCUGUCUGGAUACCAGCGACUGCACAUGUACCUCGGGGACGACGCUAGGACCUGAUGGACAGACGUGUCUGGAUGAAAAUGAAUGUGAGCAGAACAAUGGAGGCUGCAGCGAAUUUUGUGUUAACCUCAAGAACUCCUACCGCUGUGAGUGUGGGAUCGGGCGCACGCUGGGAAGUGACGGGAAAACCUGCGAAGAAAUUGAAGGCUGUCACAAUAACAACGGAGGCUGCAGCCACACCUGCAUUGAAAUGGGAGACACAUACCAAUGUGAAUGUCCGAGAGGACUUCUUCUGUCAGAAGACAACCACACUUGCCAAGUUCCAGUGCUGUGCAAGUCCAGCUCUAUUGAGGUGAGCAUCCCAAAGGACCUGGUUGGAGGCCUGGACCUUUCCCUCAUCAACACUUCCUGCAAAGGAGUAUCCAACGGCACUCACGUCAACAUCCAUUUCUCUCUCAAGUCCUGUGGCACUGUUGUGGAUGUAAUAAAUGAUAAAAUCAUUGCCACCAAUCUGGUGACUGGCUUGCCAAAGCAGACUCCAGGAAGCAAUGGGGACAUCAUUGUUCGCACCAGCAAGCUGCUGAUCCCAGUGACCUGUGAGUUCCCACGUCGGUACACCAUCUCUGAAGGUUAUGUGCCCAACCUCAAGAACUCUCCCUUGGAAAUCAUGAGCCGCAACCAGGGCAUCUUUCCCUUCACUCUGGAGAUCUUCAAAGACAAAGACUUUGACGAACCCUACAGGGGUGCUCUUCCUACCCUCAAGCUUCGGGACUCUCUGUACUUUGGGAUUGAACCCUUGGUACAUGUCAGUGGACUAGAGACACUGGUAGAGAGCUGCUUUGCCACUCCCACCUCAAAAAUUGACGAGAUCCUGAAGUACUACCUGAUCCAAGAUGGCUGCGUUUCUGAUGAUUCGGUGAAACAGUACACAUCAAAGGACCAUCUUGCCAAGCAUUUCCAGGUUCCUGUGUUCAAGUUUGUGGGCAAAGACAAUAAGGAGGUGUUCUUGCAUUGCCGUAUCCUUGUCUGCGGGGCACUGGACGAGAGCUCUCGCUGUGCCCAGGGCUGCCGGAGACGGGUGCGCAGGUCCACUGAGACGGAGAAGGACAAGGAGGAGGAAUCUGAGCAUGUGGCAAACCACAUUCUGAGCGGCGGCCCCAUCAGAAUCGACUUUGAUGACUAA
Molecule: messenger RNA, 1620 nt
Organism: Pterocles gutturalis (yellow-throated sandgrouse)
Lineage: Eukaryota; Metazoa; Chordata; Aves; Pterocliformes; Pteroclidae
Gene: OIT3
Product: oncoprotein induced transcript 3
Exons: 8
Coding region: 157-1620 (487 amino acids)
Molecular function (GO): calcium ion binding
Source: RefSeq, a predicted model, not a curated record